GGCGCCCCGGCGGGGCUUGCGGCGCCCUGCAGAAGCCCGCCUCCCCGCGCGGCACUUCCGGACCCCGGCGUCGCCCUUUUAAGAGGCAGCCCCCAGCAGCGCUCUCCCCCGCCCCCUGUUGCCCGCGCGCGAGGCGGGGGAGCCCGGCUGGAGCGGAGCGCGCUGUCCGCGCGGCCACUGGAGACCGAGCGGCCGGCGGCCGGGCAGGCGGCGGCGGCGGAUGGGGACGCGGAGCCGGGCGGCUGUGGCGGCUGUGGCUGUGGCGGCGGCGGGGAAGCAGCUGACGGGCCGGCGGCGGCGGCGGCGCUGGCGGCGGUGACUGGUCCAGGCCCCGGUGGCGGCUGCAGCGACACGGUGGCGGGCUGCGGGCGGGCGUCGUGAGGAGUGGCGGCGGAGCGUGGAGCAGCCAGGAACCGAGGGCGCCCGGCCGCCCCUUGUCUAGUCCUCGCAGGCCGCCAGGCCCCCUCCAGCCGGGGCCGUGGAGCACCGGGGCAAAGGCCGGGGCCCCCCCAUGAAGGAGCGCGACGCGGCCCCGGCCGAGCGGGGCAAGCCGGCCACCUACACCGGGGACAAGAAGGCGAAGAUGGCGGCCAAGACCAACAAGAAGUGGGUCCGGCUCGCCACCGUGUUCGCCUACGUGCUCUCUGUGUCUCUGGCCGCCAUCGUGCUCGCCGUCUACUACAGCCUCAUCUGGCAGCCGGUGGGUGCCGGGACCUCGGGGGGAGCCGUUGGCCCGCCCCCAGGCGGCUCCAACACCACCGGCCCGUCUGGGACUUCGGUGGCGGCGGCGGCAGUGGGGCCAAACACCACGGGAUCGUCCAGCCGUGAGGCACCGCGCGACGCGCCCCCGCUGCAGGCGGCACGGCCCACGCCUCCUGAGCCCUCUGCCGACAGCCUCUUGGCCGGGCCGCUGGAGCGGCCACGGGGGCCGGAGGAGGACGAGGAGGAAGCGGCGGCGGCGCCCGGGAGCCGCUGAACCCCUCCGCACCAGGGCGGUGGGGAACCAUCCUCCCCAAGCCUGCAGGCUGGAUUGUGCAGCAGGACGGGGCGGAGAGCCCGCUGGAGUGACCCUCACGGGAGCGAACGCCCCUCCUCCCAGGACGAUCGCGGGCUUGUAGGGGCGAGUGGCCUACAGCUGGAUCUUCAGCCAGGGGACCGCGAUUCGUCCGGGACUCGCAGUUUGGUCUUCCCAGGCCCGUGCAGCAGCGCUGGUGCCCUGAGCCGUAGGGCGUUGGGCGUUGGGGGAAGGGGUAGGGAGAUCCCAGCCCGGAACACUUCUGCGCCGCUCACGCUUGUGUAUCCUACGUGCGGGGUCACUCGGGUUUUCCCCACAAGACUCAGGGGAAAGAGGGAGUUGUAGGGGCUCUUAAAUAAGCUGAAGCUCUCGGAAGGAGGAGGGCACCAAAAGUAGUGGAGCUCAGGAGAACAUCUGAGAGUCCAAUCCCCUGUCCCCUUCCCGACCCCUGCAUUUUGGACUGCUUAAUCCACUCUGGGACGGAUCAAAGAGUCUAAAGAGACCGCUCACAGGUCCAGCUGCUGGCCUCCUGACUCUCUAAAGCCUUCACUGGAAUCGGGACAUUAGUUCCAGCUCUAGCUGUGAACAUGACCAGAGACAUUAUUUAUAAUGCAGCCAUUUAAGAUAUACCUGUACUCAAAAAGUCUUGUAUAUUUUUUAAAAGUUUUAUUUUUCAGGUGAACAAAAAUACAUUCUAAAAACUCCACA
This is a messenger RNA of Phyllostomus hastatus (greater spear-nosed bat), 1723 nucleotides long. It is a transcript of the gene INAFM2, whose product is annotated as InaF motif containing 2. Lineage: Eukaryota; Metazoa; Chordata; Mammalia; Chiroptera; Phyllostomidae. Bases 512 to 976 code for a protein of 154 amino acids. The record is from RefSeq and is a predicted model, not a curated record. The transcript is spliced from 2 exons.